CAAUUCCCAGGGUGCUCCUGGAGCAGAUUGUGCUGUGUAGCGGCUGUUUCAGCUUCGGCCAAGGUUCGGUCCUGAACCUGUAAAAUGCAGCUGGCGCCCCAGGAAGGGUCCUCUUCGUGGAAGAGGGCCGGGCGGAAUCGCUGGAAACAAUUUACAAGGAAGCCAAAUCCCAAGCCUGCUUCUGACCCUGACAAUGUGGAACAUUGGAUUAAGAAAGUGGAGAGAGCUUCAGAAUUUGGAGUUUCGAAAGCAUUUUCUGCUGGAAAUUCUGACUUAUUCAGAAGGCUUUGGAGCCAAAAUAUAGAUUUGGAAACAUCUGAGCAAAUAGAGGAUCAUGAUGAAGUCUAUGCAGAAGCUCAGGAGCUGGUCAGUGAGUGGUUAGACACCAAACUUAAACAAGAACUAGCAAGUGACGGGGAAGCUGAAGACACUGUGUCAAGUAUCCCUCCUGUGUUAGAAGCCGGUGAUCAUUUCAAACAUGACAAGUUUGAUGAUUUCUGUGGCUAUUUGGAGGAAGAAGAGGAAAGUACCACGGUUCAAAAAUUUAUAGACCAUCUGCUCCAUAAAGAUGUGGUGGGUUCUGGGAUGUUGGAAGAUCUUGGAAUGAAUGGAAAGCAAGACAAGAAGCAGCAGAAGGAUCCUCGUCUUACCAUGGAGAUAAGACAUAAGCAGGUAAAAGAAAAUCGCUUAAGACGGGAGAAAGAAUUGGAGCGCCAGAGAAUUGAAAAGACCCUGAAAAAAUCAGCCUUCUUAGAGGCUCAGUAUCUGGUACAGGAAGAGAAGAAAAGGAAGGCUCUGGAGGCCAAGAAAGAGGAGGAGGAGAUUCAAAGGGAGAUGGUAAAGCUGCGGAGAGAGAUAAUUGAGAGGAGGCGCACCGUGGAAGAAGCUUGGAAAAUAGAAAAGAAAAAGCAAGAAGAAAGUUCUCCAAAACAUCCAGAAAAAGGCGCGUUUCAUCAUGAUCAUAUUCUUCAGGAGGAAGAAAAAUUGGCAAAAGAAAGAAAGAAGGAAUUGAAAGAGUUACUAAUUCAAACUUACAAGGAAAAUCACCAGUGUCAAAAACGCUACUUCUCUGCCUGGCACAAGCUGCUUCUUGAUCACCGGAUUAAACUGGGGAAGGCUGGGACCCUUUCUGACUGGAAGUUUCAGCUGAAGGUCCUGAGGGUCUGGAGAGACUACACGCGAUCUCAGAGGCUGCAGCGAGAGACACGAGCCAUGGAGAAUGACCUUAGGGAAGAAAACAGAAAACACCAAGUAGCUGCUGAGUACAAUCGGAAACAAGUUCUCCGACACCACUUUACCGAAUGGCAGCAUUGGCAUCGUGCAGAGAUCCUGAAGAGAGAGCUGGCUCUAACAAAGGGGGAAACAAGGAAGAAAAUGAACGAGUUGUUGAUGGCAGUAUCACUAGGGAAACUCAGUGCGAACCGGUCAUCAGGCAUCAGUCCCCUUGAGGAGGGAACAGCUGUGGAGGAGCCACCUAUAGGAGAGGUGACUGCAGUACCCCUUUUGUGGGAAAAGCCUCCCUCAGGGAGCAGUGGUUGUGUGCCUAGCCCCCACCUAGGCAAACCAACAGACAGCAUCUCGCAAGUUUCCCUCCAGAAUGUCCCUCUGAACACAUCUGACAACAAGCUUCACAAAACCCUGCAUGUCGAGCCCUCCCCACAGCCUGACAGCAACGAGAAGCUCAGAACCACCAGCCAGAAAGCAAAACCCAUUUGCAUGAGUCAUUUCCACAGCCGCCAUGCCUUCCAGCAACAGCUGAUUGAGAAGCAAAAGAAGAAACUUCAAGAACAGCACAAAACGAUUCUGGAGCUGAAGGAAAGCCAGAGGCUGGCGAAGGCUCGGUGGGCAGCAGAGCGUGACGCAGCAGUGAUUGACGCACAGAGCUGCCUGCGGUCAAACUGCAAAGAAGAACCAAAGAGAACCCACAAGGCACUUUCAAAUUCGUCUGUUGCUUCCCCUGGGACUGAAGGUAGUAGAAGUAACUCCCAAAAUGAUCUUUCUGGACCCAGAAGAAGCCCCAAGAAGCUGAUGACACCCCAUCCCAUUCUUAAAGGCAGAGCUGUCUUGGUUUGGCCUUUGUGGUGGUUAUCUUCCCUGUGGGCCAUGGAAGAGAGAGCAGCUCAGCGAGCUGAACGUAGGCGGAUCUUGGCAGAGAAGAAGAAAAAACAAGAAGAAGAUAAACUGGCCCAGUUAAAGGCCCAAGAGGAGGAGCGUCAGAAGAGAGAGGCAGAAGAAAAGGAGGCAGAGCUUGAGAAAAAACGAGAAGAGAGGAGACUGAAGAAAAUGAGAGAACUAGAGAAGCACAGAAGAAUUAAGAGGAACCAGCAGCUGGAAGCAGUAGCCAGAGAUCAUUAUGAAAGUGUGUUGCUAAGGAAAAAGGGUCUGGAGCCUUGGAAGAGAUUGAGAAUUCAAAGCAAGCAAAACAUGCAGGUGGCCAAAGAACAUCACUCUUUGGCCCUACAGAGGAAAUGUCUGCUCGCCUGGUUGCAGCUUAGUCAGGAAAGCCUGGUGAAGAAGACGGCCCAGGCCACUCAGUUUCAUGCACAGACCUUGCUUAGGAGAGUCAUCCGGAGCUGGCUGCAGUACCUGACUGACCUGGAAGAAGAAAUACAAAAACUGUGCACACAUUUUCUGCAAAAGAAGAUUUUCGGGGCCUGGUUUAACAUGGUCAGGGAGGCGAAGAUUGAUUCGCAGAGCAAGCACAAGAUUGCGGCAGAGCAUAGUGACAGGAGGAUUCUCUGGAUCACACUUCAGACAUGGGAGAAGUUUGUACAAUUCAUGAAAGAAGAAAGAGUAAGAGAAGAAAGGCGACAGCAACUCCGUAAGAAGGUAGCCGAAAUUCUGCCCGACUUCCAGGUGCCGGCCCUGCGGUGACUCCUGGCCGUGCUGGCACGCACACAGCACUCGUGUCGGGGUCCUUGGUGUGGGGAGCACCAGCCUGCACACUGAGGACAGAGUGUCCAUCGGUCCACGGCACAUCCUGUCACUCCCACCCACGCACAUACACACGCAUCUAGCUGCUUAUUGUUCUAUCAGAUACGCUUGGACCACAGGGAUUAUUUUUGAAUUUGCACUUCCUUCUUUUAUUUCUCUUGGGCUGCUAAUCAGUUCACUAAAGCAUUUAUCACAGCAGGAUCAUCCAAAGGAACUGUUCCUAUUCUACUGUUCAAAUGCAUCGUAUAUAUUUUUAGCAUCAUAAACUUUACAAAGGACGGCUGUUGGCUUGCCUGAGUUUGUGGGGGAAAAUGUGUCCUUAUAGUUUAACAUGUCUCAUUGACAAAUGUAAUUUUAAUUAAUAGAAAUUGAAAGUAGUGAGUAUAUAGAAAAGGAGUCAUACACGGUCAGGCACCUAAUACCUUCGGAUCAGCAACAGGCAUUCUGCCAGCCUCCAUCCUUUUUGCCCACCCCAAUGGAAAACUGCGUAUCAAAAGGCACUCUAUGCGGCUGCUGCAAGGGUAACAGUGUCUCCUAAUUUCAGAGAAAUUGGGGCACCAAAAAACUGCUUUUCUACGUACCUAAUAAGCAGCAAGAGAAGGCCAGCGAUUUGUUAAACUGUCUGUUCGUACCCCCAGUUCCAACUUCUAAAUAAUACUUGAUCUGGCCUAGACCUCAGCUCAGCUUAAUCUGCCUGUCAAGAUAUUUAUCUUGAAUUCAAAGAAUGUUUUAAUCUUUAAGAUGCUAAACACUGUAAAGACAUUCCCUUCUGUGAACUGAAUCAUCUGCUUGAAAAAAAUUUUCAUUGCAAAACACAUUUAUUCCAACAAUUUCAAGUUGUAGAUAAAUGCACACAGUAAAAUGAGAAAGUCCCUUGCAGCCCUGAGGCCACUAUUAUUUAGUAAAUUGAAAAUAUGAGUUGAUAAAUUCUGUGUUCAGUAAAUUCUGUUCUUGUCUCUUAUUUGCUAGAAGGGAUGUCUAGCUAUACCACCAGCAAGAUGACUUCUGUCCUUUUUUCUAGGUAAGAUGUGUGAUUUACUCAGAUAUGACAAAAUACCCUACAUUGAACUUUAUUUCCUCUGCAAUAUCCCUAUCCCCACACCUUUUCCUUUAAUAUGAUUAUACAGUUGUCAUCUAAGAACUCUUUUUAAGACUAACAGCCACUGAAGAAAAUGGGACUAAAAGUAACUCUUUAAUCUUUCCAUCUAACCCACUGUUUAUACUUAAUUGUAUAUAGUACAGUUAUGGAAUAUUGGCUGAUAUUAGCACCCAGAACUCCAAUACCAAUUUUAUUUUAGUACCAAGACUCAUAAACCUUAAGUUUUCUCUUAAUUCACCUCAAGCAUCAUUUAGAAAUUGAGUCUUUAAGCAGCCCAUAUUGAUUGAACCAGUGAGAACUUUUUAACCUACUUACAGAACCUUCUAAAGAGACAUAAGGAAAAAACUUAGUAAGUGACCUCUUUCUUGCUGGGCUAUCUUAAAGAUACGAUUUGAAAUGUCACUGCUAACAAAAUGCCCAAUAAGCAGUAUCUGGCCUGCAAAACUGGAAAAGUCAUCACCAGGAAAUGAGUUUUAGGUGCACAGGCUGGGGACCUCCAGGGGCCAGAGAGAGGGGCCCAGCUACAACACAAGCUUUUCUGAAAGCAAAGGCGUUCAGGAGACACACCAAGAAACACCAAGUAGUUUCAUUGAAGAAAGCACUUU
Artibeus jamaicensis (Jamaican fruit-eating bat) is the source of this 4638-nucleotide messenger RNA. It is a transcript of the gene CCDC191, whose product is annotated as coiled-coil domain containing 191. The record is from RefSeq and is a predicted model, not a curated record. Gene Ontology annotation, molecular function: phosphatase binding. The transcript has 17 exons. NCBI's taxonomy places the organism in Eukaryota, Metazoa, Chordata, Mammalia, Chiroptera, Phyllostomidae. Bases 85 to 2874 code for a protein of 929 amino acids.